Messenger RNA from Pseudomyrmex gracilis, 2631 nucleotides. It is a transcript of the gene Mitofilin, whose product is annotated as MICOS complex subunit Mic60. Gene Ontology annotation, biological process: cristae formation. The record is from RefSeq and is a predicted model, not a curated record. The transcript is spliced from 15 exons. Bases 96 to 2345 code for a protein of 749 amino acids. Gene Ontology annotation, cellular component: MICOS complex. NCBI's taxonomy places the organism in Eukaryota, Metazoa, Arthropoda, Insecta, Hymenoptera, Formicidae.
UCUUCUUUUCGCGCAGUCACCGACGGUCGGUGACCAGCUGUUUUUGUGCCGUCGUUCCCUUUUUCCCGCUGGCUGCCUGACCGGCCACUCGAAAGAUGUUCCGAAUUGGAUUAAAAUUUCCGUGCAACGGUCUAAAUCGGGUCAAAAAACACGGCUGCUCCAAAUUACACCUGACAGCGAGGUACUAUGAAACGCGAGCGCGAGUUAAGUGCGAACCGGAUGGAAGGCUGUGCAAAGAUGUCAGACUUGUAUCCAGAGUUAUUGGACCUAGAUAUUCAACUGCACCAUCAAAAGGCAGUGAAAAGAGUCGAGGAGGUUCUGGAACACUCAUAACUCUAGGAGCUGUAACAAUAGGUACCUUAGGAAUAAUAGCAUAUGCAAAAACUGACCCAGAAUUUCGAGCCACUCUGGAAGGAUGGGUUCCUGGCACAGACAAAACUAUUCGGAUUAUCUUUCAGGAAGAUUCCAAUUACUACAAUCUCAUAUUUACAUUCUUUGAAACACUAAAGCAAACGAUAUUUGGACUGUUCAUAAACGAGAAACCAGAACCAAAAGCAGGUCGGUUACAUCAUAAAAUGGAUUGCAAGCUUACAGAAUACAUACCACCAAAACCAGCAUUUAAACCACUUGUUGAGCAAAAGGAACCGUCUAAAGAGAAGUACGCCGAAGUUCGUGUUAGUAAGGAAAAAGAUGAAAAAAACGUUGUAGUUGAGAAGCCGACACCUUUGAAAAAUGUGCCCGAGGAGUUGCUACCUCAAAAUCUCGUCGAGUUGGAAACACACUGCGGCGAAGCCGCCGCUAAGGCCAUCGCGGCGUAUCAGAAGGCUGUGUGCGCGCUUCAUGACUAUAACAAAGAUGUUGUCAAGUUGGUCGAGAACGCCGGCACUACAAUAAACGAAGCCGUUUGGCAAAGUUUAAAAGAGGCGACGGAAAAGAAAAAACAGAUGAUACAGCAGGCGGAAGAGCAUGCGAGAGACGCGGUGGACUCUCUUAAGCGGAUGUAUAAUUUAAUCGACGACACUGUACUUCAAGCGCCCGCUCACAUGAAAACAGCCGCGAGACGAAACGUCCGAAAGAUUUUGGACGAUGUGGACGCGGCGAAGAAAAAAUAUACCGAUGAGCUGCAGAACAGCGGCGUCUCUGAACAAUUCUGGAAACAGGUUCAGACGGCGCGAGAGAACUUUAACGAAGAAUUGCACAUUCUGUUUCCCAAAAUAAAUAUUCAUGAGAAGAAACUGUCCGUCAGCGAAGAAGCCUUCGAUUUAUUUGUUCUGCAUAUGUAUCACAAGGUCAACAAUUUGCAGAAAGAACUGGAGAAACAGAGGAUAUUGUACGAGAGUAAAAUAAAAGCGGCGUUGAAGGCGGCUGGCGACACCACAAACCAAGAAAAGCUGGAUGCACUAGUUUGCCUCGCAGUUGACAAAGAGAAACUUGCCAUGGAAAGCGAGAACGCGAAAAAGCUGCUGGCGGAGCAGAAGAAGUUCGACGACGAGAUGCGGCGGCAGCUGAAAUUACAGUCGGAGAUACACGCCGAUCAUCUUCGAGAGGCACUUUCGGUCAAAGAGCAAGAGUCGCAAAGAACGCUGCAGCGCGCGCUCUGCGAGCAAGCCGACGCUGAGUCCAUAAAGCAUAAGACGCAGCUUGCUGCGGUGGUGGGAAGGUCACGUGCUCUUGUGGCAGCUCUUAAAGCUCGCAUAGAAGAGGAGAAGGGCGCGUCGAAUGUGCAGAUCCUUUGGUCGGCCUGUCAGGCCUUGGCCAGAGCGGUAAAAGUCGCACCACCGGGAGCACCGAAGGAUCAGAUACUUCGACCGCUAGCGCCCGAGAUCAGAGCCGUCUGCAAAGCAGCGCCGAAGGAAGAUCCUCUGGUGCAUGCCGCUCUCCAGAGCAUUCCUGGGGAGGCAGCCAAAAGAGGAGUGCUACCGGAGGACGUUCUUCGCGCGAGGUUCCUCAAGAUAGAGGGUGUGGCGAGAAGGUUAGCCAUGGUGCCUGAGGAGGGUGCAGCUUUGCCUGUAUAUCUCCUUAGCUAUCUUCAAAAUUUCCUGAUCAUCAAAACGGCCAAUCCCAUUCCGAAGUGCGAACUCGAAGACGAGCCAAUCGACGUCGAUUUGCUGAAUACGUACGACAUAUUGCAACGUGCCAGAUACUGGUUGGAUCGUGGCGACUUCAAAAUGACUCUGAAAUACAUGAAUCUGCUCAAGGGUGCGUCCAGGAGCGUCGCCAACGACUGGAUGAGGGAGGUCAGAAUUCUGCUGGAGACGCAGCAGGCAAUUGACAUCCUGCUGGCGUAUGCAGGCGCGGCCGGUCUCAUGUAUCUUGGCGCUGGAGACUCGCCCAAGCAGAAGUAAACACACAAGACUGUCCCGAAACACGAGACGGAGGCAUCUAUAGAAGAACGGGGCGGGGGUGACAGAGGGAAACAGGGAGAGACACGGAACGGGAAGUCGAGCGACUGUAAACGUUGAAGGGGAAAGGAAGAACACAAGAGAAAUCGCUGCCAGCCUUGUAUAGUGAACAAUGUCUUUUCUAGCAAUUAAAUAAUAGGUAUAUUGUCGCCGAGAGAAGCAAAAUGUGUAAAACAGAAUAAUGCGCUUUUCUUUGCGCUUUUCCUUGAAUAAACUCACUCGAAAAUGA